Nylanderia fulva is the source of this 2325-nucleotide messenger RNA. RefSeq names its product La related protein 7 (gene Larp7). The record is from RefSeq and is a predicted model, not a curated record. Gene Ontology annotation, biological process: RNA processing. Gene Ontology annotation, molecular function: RNA binding. Gene Ontology annotation, cellular component: ribonucleoprotein complex; nucleus. Lineage: Eukaryota; Metazoa; Arthropoda; Insecta; Hymenoptera; Formicidae.
CAUAAAUUGUGGCUAAAUAUAUUUUUCAAAGACAAUACCUAAUAAUAAACCAUUCUUGUAAUAUAGACGGUAUACUUUAUUAGGAUACUUGUUAUAUGGUUUUUUGAAAAUACAAUGGUGAUGGAAGAACAGGUAUCAGAUAUGGAACUAGCCUCAGAAAAUAUUCCAGUUCCUCAAGUACAAGAAGUAAAAAUUGAUACAAUUAAAAAAACCAAUAAAUCAAAUGUUUCACUUGGUAAACCAAGAUUAAGGAAAAAAGCAUUGCACGCAUCGAUACUUAAGCAAAUGGAGUUUUAUUUCAGUGAUGCAAAUUUGAAUAAAGAUCGUUUUCUAUCAGAACUACUAAAACAAAGUCCCUAUAUAGAUCUUGAGGUAUUCACUCAAUUUAACAAAUUGCGCGAGCUAACUACAGAUACAAAUAGAAUAGCUAAAGCUUUGCAGAAAUCAACUAUGUUAAAAGUGUCGGAAGAUGGUACAAAAGUCUAUCGAUUAACACCGAUUAAUAAGAAGGAAAAUGUAGAUCAAUGUACCGUUUAUGUGCAAAAUUUACCUCCAGAUGCUGAUCAUGAUUGGUUAAAAUUUAGUUUUUCUAAAUUUGGAUCAGUAGAAUAUGUUUCAAUUCCUCGUUACAAAAGCAAUAGAAAAAUAAAAGGGUUUGCAUUUAUAGAAUUUGAUACACCAAGUAGUGCUCAAGAAUGUAUUAAGACGUUUCAAAAUAAGGGAUGUGUUUUACCAUACAAUACAGCUCCCCAUGAUGUAUUAAGUAUAAGUACUUUUGAUGAAACUAACAAAGGUGGAUAUUCAGUUCCAACUUAUGAUGUAAAUUCUAAGAUAAAAUCAGAAGAUAUUAAAGAAAACGAAUCAGAAGAUGAAAGUAAAACUAAUGAGAAUAUCCAUAAUAAUGAAAUGGAUAUAGCAGAUAAUAAUGACAGACAAAAUCCAAGAAAAAGAAAACUUGUUUCUGAAAAUUCAUUUACUUUGGAUGAAAGUUUAGAAAAUAUUAAAACUAAGAAGAAAAGAAAAGAAUCUGUCGAUCAUAGUAUAAUAAAUCAACAGAAUGAAAAAGAAAAAACCUCAAAAGAUGAAGCCGAAGAUAAUGAUAAAAUUUGUGACAAUGAAACGGAUGUAGCUAAUAAUACUAGUAGACAAAAUGUAAAAAAGAAGAAAGUUGUCCCUGAAAAAUUAUGUGUCACAGAUGAAAGCGACAUUAAAGUUGAGAUUCCUGAAAACAAUAGUACAGAAAAUCAAGAAAUUUUAUAUAAAAGUAAUAAUCGUAAUAAAAUUGCAGAAAAGAAAAAGAGAAAAGUCACGAUGGACGAUAUAAAUAUUGCGGAAGAUAUCAGUGGAGAAGUGAAAAAGGAAUCCCAUAAAUCAACUAAAUCAAAAAAUAAAGAAAUAAGAUUGGUACAUCCAGAUACAAAUGAUGAUGGCAAAGUCACAAGUAACGAGGUAGAUUGUAAAUUACAAAGUGAAAAAAAUCCCAAGAGAAAAGAUAGUGGAAUAUCAAUAGCUAGUAUUGAUGAAAAAAAGAAGAAGAGAAAUCGGAAAAAGAGAACCAAAAUUCAGGAGGAUGAUAUUUGUUAUUCGUUAGGACUGCAAGUAAUGUUAAAACCAGAUUGGAAACGUCUUAGAAACAAAUACUUAGAAUUACAAAAAGCUAAAAUGCAACUAUUGAAAGGGCAUUUAAAGAAAGGUGAAAAUAUAACAGGAAAGAAAUAUGAUACAAUUGGACAGAAUUAUAAAUGCAAAGAUGAAAAGGAUAACAGGAAGAUUAAUGAAACAGAAAAGUCAGUUUAUGGACGCAUCAAUUAUACACCAGGAAUUAUAGUGAAAAUUGAAAUGGAUGAGCCUUGUACAGAUCCACAAAGUUUCAAGAUGGAGUUUAGAGACAAUAACUCCGUGAAAUAUAUAGAUGUAACACAUGGUUCCUGUGAAGCUUAUAUAAGAUGUGAUACAGUGGAAGCUGCACAAUCAUUUGUGCAAAAGAGUUAUGAAGGAAGAUGUUUGACAGUUUUAAAAGAUGAUGAUGAGAAAUCAUACUGGGAUAAAAUAGCAAGAGAUCGAGAUUUAAAACUGAAUAAAAAAGGAAGAAUUAAGCAAAGAGGACGUGAUAAAUUGUUGAAAAGAGCAGAGAAAAAACUUGGAAAAUGCAUAAAAUUUGAUCAAGAUUGAUUCCUAUUAUUAAUUUUCUAUAUAAAAUUUUUAACAUUCAUAUAUACAUUAUACUAUAGUACAUAUCUCUGUACAUGCAUGUUAUGUAUAUAUAAAUAAUGGUACCAUUGUUAGUAUAUAAUUGAAACAUAAAUAAAGACAUUUAGCACAAAA